ACAACCACCGAGUUGCACUGGCCGACUGCAUAUUCCCACGAUCAAGCCCAACUUCUCACGCCCACACGGUCAAAGUCACUGAACAAAGCAUUCACGGUCUUCACACACAGGCACGGAGAAACUGCAGUAGUCGACUUUGGAGAUAACAGUUCCGCCAAGUGGAGGGAACACUGGAAUCCUUGAACUUACCUCGUCUCUGCGCCUUCCACCGGACAGUGAAGCUGGACAUUGUGUGCUCACGAUGACUGUCGCGAACGCCACCCCCGCCCAAGAUGACCUAUCCAACGUCUCCAUUGACGCGCCAAUCGUGGCCAGUCAUAACAAAUACUUGGAGGACCAGACUGUGUCCAUAAGGGCGAGGACCAUCCCUUGGGAGGGAUAUCAAAGAGCUUCUUUGAUUACAGAGGAUGAACUAGCACAAAUACGACAGUUUGAGAAAUCUCCAUCUGCUGCCCUCUCUGAAGCCGGAGACAAGUACAGCGACCUGUUCCUCACCUUACUGCAGAAGCUGGUACGGGCCGACACAAUUCAGAACAUUCUGGUUCUGAUAGACGACGUACUGUCAGAGAAGCCGGAGCGCGUGCAGUUGUUCUUCCGCUUGGCACAGCAGAAAAAUGAUCCGACACUUCCAUAUGGACCAUUUUUCAAGCUGCUCAAGAAAGAUGACGAAUACAUUCAGCUCAAAUCAGCCAAGAUCGCCACCUACCUUCUACUCCAUGCGCCAUCGAAUGAGACCACAGACAUCUCGGAACUGCUCACGUGGUUAACGACACAGAUGCAGAAUGCGAACGUCAAUAUUGUGGAUAUCGCUGUGCAACUGCUCCAGAGCAUUCUGUCUAUUCCAGAGUACAGAUUGCCGUUCUAUCAGACACACCAGGGCGUUCAAAACAUGGUGGACAUCCUCAAGAAGGGAUCACCGAGUGCCCAGAUGCAGUAUCAGGUCAUUUACAACCUGUGGUUACUGACCUUGAUCAAGGACAUUGCCGCUGAUCUGCAACGCAAGUACGAUGUUGUACCAUUACUCAUCGACAUCGUCAAAGCUGCGAUCAAGGAGAAAGUAUCGCGAGUCGUUAUCGCCACCUUCAAAAAUCUGAUGAGCGAAGCGCCCCAAGAAAACAUGGCUGCCUUAAUCGGGAACAAGCUUCUCAACGUCUGCGAGAACUUGUCAGGGAGGAAAUGGUCCGACGAGGAUAUCCUGGAGGAUUUGGCUUAUCUGAAGGAGGAGCUCACGAGGAAUGUCGCCAACCUCAGCACAUGGGACGAGUACGAGACCGAGGUCCGGUCCGGAAAGCUCGAAUGGUCACCACCACACUUGUCAGAGCAGUUCUGGAAGCAGAACGCAAACAAGUUGACCGAGCGCGAUUUUGAGCUGUUGAGGUUGGUCUCCCGGAUCGUGGCGACAUCGCAAUCACCAGUAGUCCUGGCCGUCGCAGCCCACGAUAUUGGCCAGUUCGUGAAAUACGCGACGAACGGGAAGAAGGCACUGGAAGAGAUAGGCGCCAAAACGCAAGUCAUGCAACUCAUGACACACGCUGACGGCGACGUGAGAUAUCAGGCUCUUAUGGCCGUGCAGAAAAUGAUGACACACGCUUACAACGCAUAGGUAGAUUGAGCCUUUUCCCCGUUGUGAGUUUGGGUUGGAGGACGAGGACUGUCUGUACCUCUGGCAAAUACACGGGAUUUGCAACAUUGGUGUGGAUGUCGUGGUUGACGUGUGUCUGGACAGCUGUGUGGCAAUGUGAUUUGUCAUGUUACCCGUGGUACCAACCCCGCUGCGUCGACGUAUUUACCGUUCGGUCGACGUAUUUCGCAAACCCGCGGGAGAUAGGUUCUGCUCA
Fimicolochytrium jonesii is the source of this 1838-nucleotide messenger RNA. Its product is annotated as armadillo-type protein. The transcript is spliced from 14 exons. Gene Ontology annotation, cellular component: fungal-type vacuole membrane; vacuolar proton-transporting V-type ATPase, V1 domain. Gene Ontology annotation, biological process: proton transmembrane transport. The record is from RefSeq and is a predicted model, not a curated record. Gene Ontology annotation, molecular function: proton-transporting ATPase activity, rotational mechanism. Bases 242 to 1603 code for a protein of 453 amino acids. Lineage: Eukaryota; Fungi; Chytridiomycota; Chytridiomycetes; Spizellomycetales; Powellomycetaceae.